Molecule: messenger RNA, 2295 nt
Organism: Brenthis ino (lesser marbled fritillary)
Lineage: Eukaryota; Metazoa; Arthropoda; Insecta; Lepidoptera; Nymphalidae
Source: the annotation of a GenBank genome assembly
AUGUUUUCAUUGAACUCGAUUAACUCACAAAACCAGAUUCUCAUAAGUUUUAGUCAGUUAUCGUCACGGUACUCGAGUUUAUUUAGACAACGCAAGCAAAAUAAUGCAAAAAGCAAUGAUUUGAAAGGAAAAGAAAGUUCAGCAGUCAUUUAUGAUGCAACAAUUUGCCCGGAGAGUUUUGAGGAGGCUGUACGUCAUUUUGAUAAGAAUGUUAUAGCUGAGAUGUGCAAAAUCGACGUACGAUCUGUGACGUCCCUCGCCGGGACUUCCAAAGCGAUUUUACAGGAUAUACCAAACCUAAACUCGGUAAAAAAAGUGUCACAUAUAUCGUCAAAUUCAUUUGAACUUAAUAAAAAUGGAUGGUCUACACCUACAGUGACGGUUGAUCUUCGCGGCAAGCAUACUAAAUUUAGUUUUACUGAUAAUUUUAUUGGAUUAUUAUCAAAAAGUAUACAAGAAAACUCAUUCAAAUAUAACGUACAAGUGAGAGGUUUUAAAACGGAGCGAGGCAUACAUGCAGAUUUAAAGAGGAACCCUAACCUUAUAAAUAGACUGCGUAAGUUUUUCGGUCUGAACGUUCAAGAAAGUACAGAUAAGCAGUCACUAGGGCCUGAAGUGGCCCCGAGAUUGGAGAAGCUCCUCAAUGAAGACACAGUGCUUACACAUCAGCAAAAGGACAAGAUUAAAAUUGCAUUUGCCGAAGGAUAUUUAGCAGGAUCACAUCCAGAAAAUGUGAGAGGAACCAAAGCCUCUAAAUACCUGAAGCUCGUUCAACAGCUGCUCACAAUAAUUCUGUUCUUGGCCAUCUUCGUCAGCCUCAUGGCGUCCGUUAGUGGAACAGUCUUCCGGAUCCAGCUCGGCAACCAGGUGGAGGUCGACCCUGAGGAUAUAUCAGUCACCUUCGACGAUGUGAAGGGAGCUGAUGAAGCGAAGCAGGAGUUGAAGGAUGUUGUGGAAUUUCUCAAGUCACCAGAGAAGUUUUCAUCCCUCGGAGGGAAAUUGCCAAAAGGAGUGCUGUUGGUGGGUCCUCCGGGGACAGGCAAGACUUUGUUAGCAAGGGCCGUAGCGGGUGAGGCAAGGGUGCCCUUCUUCCAUGCAGCUGGACCGGAGUUCGAUGAGAUCCUGGUUGGUCAGGGAGCCAGACGGGUCCGGGAUUUGUUCAAGGCGGCUAAGGAACGAGCGCCAUGCGUCAUCUUCAUAGAUGAAAUAGACUCUGUCGGCGCAAAGCGGACCAACAGUGUGUUACAUCCUUAUGCCAAUCAGACAAUCAACCAACUUCUCUCCGAAAUGGAUGGCUUCCAUCAAAAUGAAGGAGUUAUAGUCCUCGGAGCUACCAACCGUAGAGACGACCUCGACCAGGCCUUGCUGAGACCCGGAAGAUUUGAUGUUGAGGUGUCAGUCCCGACGCCGGAUUACGUUGGACGGUUGGAGAUCCUGCGCAUGUACGUGUCGCGUGUGGCGGCCGCGCCAGCCCUCGACGUGGAGUCGCUCGCUCGUGGCACCACCGGGUUCACCGGCGCCGACCUGGAGAGCAUGGUGAACCAGGCCGCCCUCAAAGCGGCAAUAGAGGGCGCCUCCGUAGUGACGAUGUUGCACCUGGAGGAGGCCCGUGACAAGGUGCUAAUGGGGCCAGCGCGACGCGCCCGCCUGCCCGACGACGAAGCCAACGCCAUCACGGCCGCCCACGAGGGCGGGCAUGCUGUCGUCGCUUAUUACACUAAGGAUGCUCAUCCACUCCAUAAAGUGACGAUCAUCCCGCGCGGGCCCUCGCUCGGGCACACCGCCUACAUACCCGCCAAAGAGAGAUACCACGUGACCAAACAGCAGUUGCUAGCGAUGAUGGACACCAUGAUGGGUGGCCGGGCGGCUGAGGAGCUGGUCUUUGGGCCUGAUAAGAUCACUUCAGGAGCGUCGUCGGACCUGAAGCAGGCGACGUCCAUAGCGUGCCACAUGGUGCGGGAGUGGGGCAUGAGCGAGAAGGUGGGCCUUCGUACCAUGGACCCCGCGCGCCCGCCGGAGAACCUAGGACCGUAUACCAACGAGCUGAUGGACGCGGAGAUAAAGAAGAUCCUAUCGGAGAGCUACGAGCGUGCAAAGGCCAUACUACGAACUCACGCUAAGGAGCACCGCGCCCUCGCAGAUGCCUUGCUUAAAUACGAAACCCUGGACGCGGACGACAUCAAAGCCAUCAUGAAUGGGGAAAAAGUUAAAGUAGACAAGCGUCCCACCAACAAAGAGAGCGCCCCAUCCGCGACGCCCACGCCCACUCCCCUGCUUCCCCACACCGUACCCGCA